Leptopilina heterotoma is the source of this 2021-nucleotide messenger RNA. RefSeq lists its product as uncharacterized. The transcript is spliced from 7 exons. Bases 454 to 1398 code for a protein of 314 amino acids. Lineage: Eukaryota; Metazoa; Arthropoda; Insecta; Hymenoptera; Figitidae. The record is from RefSeq and is a predicted model, not a curated record.
GUAGAGAUGAUUCUAUCACUCAGUCGUAUUUUAAUAAAUAGUGAAAAUUAACGAUCACUCCGAGUCAAGGAAAAUAAAAAUAAAAGAAAUUCAAUUCUUAUUACGUUUCGGCAGCACAGCUGUCCUCUUCAGAACUAUAAUUUAUUAUAAAAACAAAAUAUUAAAAAAAGAUUUUUUACAAUUUUUUACAAUUUUUUGAUUAACAAUAAAAAAUUAAAAAUAAAAUAUUUACCGAAAAAAAGAAAAUUAGAAAAAUUAAAAUUAUAAAUUAAGAUAGGUACAUCUUUGUCGCUACGAUUACAAUAUGACACUAAACAAAUAUACAGACAAGUACGAGUGAACGAUGUACAAUUUUUCAGGGUCAAUGCCCCAUCGAUAAACAAAACUAAGAAAGAGAAAUGUCAAGUAGUGUUUGGAAUUUAACGGUGACUAGUCGAAAUUAAGGAACUGAAUAUGAACGAAUUAGAACUUCUAAUGAAACUCAAUAAGAAUCCUGAACCUAAUGAUGGAGAUUUAGGACAUGGAUCUGCUGAUUCGAAUUCAUCGACUGCAGUUACUGAUCCAGGACUUGAAUCUGAUUAUUUAAACCCUAAUGUGAUUCUAGAUGAUACAUUAGAUAUAUCUGAGUUACCAUUUACAUCAUCAACAUUGUUAGAAAGCAUCGAACAUGAUGAUAAACUAGUAGAAAUCGUUGCUUACAUCGACGAAAUCGAAGAAAUACGUACCUUUGGCGGGGAAAAAAGCAAAGAAGCUAAGCGCAGGUGGCGAAUUUAUGUCCAUAACAAUGAUGGGAAGAGAAUUCAAGUUACAUUUUGGAAUAAAGAAAUAGAGAAAUGGAAUUCACUUAUCCAAUUAGGAUACAAAAUCCACAUCGAUGGAGCAUAUUCUAAAUAUGUAGAGAACUCAAGUUGGAAUUUGGGAAAUCUUCCUUACGAACUUGUAAUUCAAAAUAACACAAUCAUUCAUUGUCAACCAAUGAAUGAUAAUAUUACAACAGAUCCCAUGGUACUAAAAUUCGAAGAACUAUCGAAUGCUUCUGGCUGCAUAACGACUAAAGGUUACAUUAAAACUGCAUUUCAAAAAGUUACCUCAACGAAAGACAAUUACCAAAGUUAUUGGUAUGGUUCCAUUACGGAUGGUACUUACAAAUUGGACGUAAAAGUCUUGGAUUGUGACAAUUUGUUAGCAUACAAAAAAGGAUCUCCUGUGUCCGUAAAAGGAUACUUAAAGAAUUUGAAAGGAAAGUAUAUGAUGCAGGUUAAUUCUAAAAAUAAUAUAAAACAAUUGACAGAAGAUUCUAUGGAUUUGAGGAAGUUAACGGCAGGAUCCCAAAACAUUCACAAAAGAAAAAAUGAAGACAAUACACAUUCUAACACAAAGAAAAGUAGACAGCAAUGAUUCUUCUCAUUAAGUGAGAAUAAAGUUUUUUUAUUGCUGUAUGUGAAUUAAAGGGUCUUGUAACUUCUUUAGCUCUAAAAUCAGAAGAUUUAAAAAAAAUUUGCUCAUGAGUUUUAAAGUAUAAUUGAUCAAAAGAUUUUACAUGUCAUUGUGUAUGUUAAGGUGUCUUAGAAAAAGAAUUUCAGAUUUAAAAAAUAUAGGUACCUUCCUUCUACAGAGGGUGCUUUGUCUAAUAGUAAAAAUUACUUUCAAUUAUGGUUGUCACUGUAGCUCAUCGCAGAAUCAUUAAAAAUUCAUUUGAUUAUUUCAUUUUAGAUAAUUCUGCUAUGUGCCACAAUGACAGCAAGUAAUUUUUACCAGUUGGCAAAGCACCGUCUGAAGAAGAAAGAUACUCACAUUUUUAAAAAUUUGAUUUUCUUUUUUAAGACUUCUUAACAUACACAAUGACAUGUUCAAUUAUAUUUUAAAACUGAUCAGAAAAUUAUUUUUAAAAAACUUCCAAAUUUAAGACUUAAAAAAGUUACAAGACCACUUAAAUUUUUGUUAAAUCGAUUUAUCUUGUUUGGUAAAAUUGGUUCAAAUUAAUUUUGUUAUGUUAUAAUAUUAAGGUGUUUAGUUCCAGG